Molecule: messenger RNA, 747 nt
Organism: Cyclocybe aegerita
Lineage: Eukaryota; Fungi; Basidiomycota; Agaricomycetes; Agaricales; Hemipholiotaceae
Source: the annotation of a GenBank genome assembly
AUGGCGAAACGAAAGCGGGCCAGUGAGCACCAGCCAGCAGAGACGCUCCUGCCCCAGAAAAAACACUACCGCCAGCGCGCGCACGCAAACCCGUUCUCAGAUCACGACCUCCAGUACCCAGCCAGCCCAGAUGCCGUCGACUGGGACGCGCACUAUCCCGCGUUCGCGGGCACAGGCAAGCUGCCAGAGUUUGCAGACAUCGGCUGCGGCUUUGGCGGCCUCUUGAUCACCCUCGCGCCUCUCUUCCCAGACACACUCAUGCUCGGCAUGGAAAUCCGCGUCCAGGUAUCGCAGUACGUCCAGGACCGCAUCGCCGCACUCCGCGUCAGCGAACACACCCACAACAACGUCUCCGUCGUCCGCGCCAACGCAAUGAAGUUCCUCCCAAACUACUUUCCCAAGCACUCCCUCUCCGCCCUUUUCUUCCUCUUCCCAGACCCACACUUCAAGUCUCGCAAGCACAAGGCCCGCAUUAUAUCCCCCACCCUCCUCGCAGAAUACGCCCAUGUCCUCCGUCCCGGCGGCAUCGUAUACACCAUCACUGACGUCAAGGAUCUCCACAAGUGGAUGGCUUCCCAUCUCAACUCCUUCCCGCUUUUCGAGUUUGUCGACGAAGACACUCUACGCGCAGAAGGCAAGGGUCCCAUCAUCGAUGCUGUCUACACAAGUACAGAGGAGGGCAAGAAGGUCGAGAGGAACAAAGGUGAAAAGUGGUUGGCCUGUUUCCGACGCAUACAGCUCGAGUAG